Molecule: messenger RNA, 1604 nt
Organism: Magallana angulata
Lineage: Eukaryota; Metazoa; Mollusca; Bivalvia; Ostreida; Ostreidae
Exons: 3
Coding region: 153-1268 (371 amino acids)
Source: RefSeq, a predicted model, not a curated record
AUGAAUAAUAUUCAUUUUAUAUCAGUAUCUGGGGAAUUGGUUCAUUGUUAUUUUAAUCCCAACUGCAAAACCGCAUUUCCUUCCCAUAAAAAAAAUCCGUGGGUACCCAAAACAUGAUUAAAAAAGAAAUCCCUUUUUGAAUCAAGUGAGGAAUGGAUGGUAUAUUCCUGGGAUAUUUUCUUUUUGGAUUUUUCAAAGCAGUGGCAGCUUACGUUAUAACCACUGAAGCAGGACAGUCUUACACCGACUUGGCGACAUACGGGAUAACUGCGGUAAACAGGACUUCCCUACUCCUCAAUGUUAAGGGGUGCGACAAUGCCCAUAUAGGGAUAUACCAAAAUGGCGGCGUACGUCAGAAUAUGGUGGAGUUUGUACUAGGGGCCAGAAUGAAUGAUGGAUACGACAUCCGAGAAUAUGUCAACGGCGCUUUGCCAGUCUACCAGGUCAGUAAGAAAGGUGUUCUUCUGGACUGUAACGAAUUCAGGGCAUUCUGGAUUUCCUGGGGUCUGACGCCUGCGGGUCACAGGAGCUGGUUGUUGGGCCUUGGUCACGAGGUUUUCUCUGACGUCAUCGCAAACUUCACGAACACACAGCCAGACAACGGUGAUUGGGUUUCGAUCGGGAUCGCACCCUAUUUUUAUAGUUCACUGCAAUGGGAGUUUUAUAUAGAGCAACAAACCACUACUGAAUCUUCUUUGUUAUCAACUGACACAAAUGAAUUAGCAACUGUAAACGAUACACUGACUACUGACACAAAUGAAUUAGCUACUGUAAACGAUACACUGACUACUGACACAAAUGAAUUAGCAACUGUAAACGAUACACUGACUACUGACAAAAAUGAAUUAGCUACUGUAAACGAUACACUGACUACUGACACAAAUGAAUUAGCUACUGUAAACGCUACACUGACAAGACUGGAUCACUCGCAGUUCACUACUGAACCGUUGAAAGCAAACUUUUGCGGAACUGAAACCUGUGCCUGCAAAACAAUGGCAAACUUCACUGAAGAGGAUCUCAUCGAGUUCGUAAAAAACAUAAGCAGGAUACUGAAGGUGGACAAAAAGCAGACCAGUUUGUAUCGCCGGUCACUUAUAUCUGUCAGGGAGGAGCGUACCUCUGCCCAGGUGAUCGGCAAUGUCGGACUAAUAUUCAUUGUGGCAGUUGUCGGGGGGAUAUGUGCUCUAGACAUCUCACGUUUUCUACGCUCUUCUAUAUAUAUUUUGGGCAAGGAUGAUGUGAUUUCUAGGGGAAAAUCAGCAGCCUAGAAGAUGGCUGACAUUCAAAGAAACAAAUUUUGUUUACGUUAUCAUAAAUCAUCUAGUUGAUUUGGGAUACCUGUCAAUAUUAUUGUGUAUAAGAGUACAUUAUAAUCGAAAUGCUUUCAACGGUUUAUAAUUUUUAAAUUUUUACAACUUUUGACCAAAAAAAAGAGUUGUCAACAUUUUUGAAAGGACUAAAUUGUAAAAACCCCCUGCGGGAUUCGAACUCAUGACGUACAAAUUCGUAGUUUGCGCUCAUUACCCAUUGCUUGAUUUUGUUUAAUUCGAUAGGAAGUACGUCACAAUAUGGAAGUGUCCCAUACCGCCUUAAAUGUAUUUUUU